AUGGCUCCUCUUUCGCUCUUUUUCUCGUCGCUCCUUUUCUCCGUUGCGCUCGGUGCGCCCGCCGCCUCCAGUGGCUCGAACCUGGGGAGAGAUCUUUCUCUCGUUCAAUCUUUCAAGCACAAGAUAACCGUCGACCCGUCAGGAGUCACCAAGAACUGGACCGGAAACAACGUCUGCAACUUCGACGGCUUCAGCUGUGCCAAGAACCCCAACACCGGAAACAACGCCCUGUCAGGGAUCGAUCUCAAUGGAUUCGGACUUGAGGGCAAGGGCCUGGUCCUCGAUGGCUUCCUCGACAAGCUGACCGACCUCACCUUCUUCCACGCCAACAGCAACGGCUUCACGGGAUCGCUUCCCAAGGACCUUUCGGCUCUCAAGUGGCUGUGGGAAAUUGACGUCAGCAACAACAAGCUUUCCGGACCUUUCCCAACUGGUGUCUUCGACCUCAACUUGACUUUCCUCGAUCUGCGUUUCAACGAGUUCUCCGGUCCCAUCCCGAAGGAGGCUUUCAACCUCGACCUCGAUGUCCUUUUCUUGAACGACAACAAGUUCUCGGGCAGCAUUCCUAGCAACGUUGGCUCUUCCCCUGUCAUCUACUUGACGUUGGCCAACAACAAGCUCAACGGAUCCAUUCCUAAGAGCAUUGGAAACAUGAAGAACGUUCAGGAGAUUCUUCUGCUGGGCAACGAUUUGUCCGGGUCGCUUCCUAAAGACUACAGCAUCAAGAACCUUACCGUCUUUGACGCUAGCGAUAACAAGUUGUCCGGAUCGGUUCCCGAGGGACUGUGCAAGCUCGACACUCUGGGAGUCUUGAACCUCACCAGCAACAACUUCAGCGGAACUCUGGGACCGGCCUGCACUGCUCUGCUGAAGAACCACGUUCUUGAUGUCACCAACAACUGCAUUCAGGGUGUUAAGGGCCAGAAGCCCGCCAGCCACCCGGAGCCGAGCGCUGCUGCCGAGAUGCAAACCAUCAUCGGCCCCACCAACCGGCGUCGGCCCCGCUACCCCACGAUUUCCGAUCCCCGCAAUGUUCACUUUGCCGAACUCGCAAAGACCCAUAGACUGGGAAAGUUCAUCAAAGCCUGGGACCCGCAGGUAAUGGGCGUCAAGGAUGCCAAACCUCGUACCGUCACAGAUGGUCACAUCGUCUCCGAUAUGGAUGUUGCCAUCCCAGUUAGAGACGGCACAAUCCUGCGAGGCAACAUUUACCGGCCUCGUCACCUGGAGGGCACGAAACUGCCCGUGAUCUUCAACUACAGCGUCUACAGCAAAGACGGCGCCACCGACAUUGCAGUUUUCCCACCAAGUGCAGGCUUCGACAAAGCUCGCAUCACCAAAGACUACGAGUUUGAAGCGGCGGAUCCGGGAUGGUGGUGUCGUCACGGGUACAUUGUUGCCAGCAUAGAUGCCAGGGGUUGUUUUCAGUCGGAUGGCGACAAGAGUUACUACUCUCGAGAUGUCGGAAUCGAUGCUGAACAACCUCCAUCCCUUGCGGCAAUCAUUCCAAUUGACGGCAUGACUGACAUGUAUCGCGAAAUGGCUUUGAAAGGCGGAAUUCCCGAAACCCAGUUCAGUGCCGUCUAUCCGUACUUCUUCAACUGGGGAAAGAAUUACGUCGAGGAUACGACGGAUGGGGCCAAGACGCACCCAUACUUCGAUGAGUACUGGCAAAGCAAGAUUCCAGCUCUCUCUCAAAUCAUGGCCCCGGCAUAUAUCAUUUGCGGGUGGGGAGAUCAUGCUAUACACACACGUGGGACACUCAACGCUUGGGAGAAGAUCGCUUCUCAGGUCAAGUAUCUUGAGAUCCAUCAAUAUCAAAAAUGGGAGUGGUCGGUUACUGAAGAGUCGUUGGCCCGCCAGAAGGCUUUUCUCGAUCAUUAUCUGCUCGGGCUAUCGACAGAAAUUCAGUACUGGCCCAAAGUUCGUUACACCAUGAGGGAGCGCUACUACACUGGGGAGUGGCGAUACAGUGACGCAUUCCCAAUUCCAGAAACCCAAUAUACGCAGUACUUCCUGACCCCAAGCUUUGGCUUGAGCAAGGUUGCUCAGCGCGCGGAGAGCCAAACAUCAUACGAUGCGAGCGAGGGUGAAGUUGCCUUCGAGCUUCCUCUUCGAAACUCUCUUGAGUUUGCAGGCCAUUCCAAGCUCAAACUCUGGGUCGAAGUGACUGAUGGUGGCGACAACCUGGAUCUUUUCAUAACUUUGCGAAAGAAGGAUAAAGAUGGAAAUGAUGUGUACUUCCCAUGGAUCACAGUUGUCGAUACCGGCCCCAUUGGUUUCGGUUGGCUUCGAGCCUCUCGACGCGAGUUGGAUGAGACAGCCUCGACCCCAUGGAAACCAGUUCAUCUCCAUCGAAGAGAUCUGGAGCCUCUCAAAGCCGGAGAUGUGGUGCCUGUGGAGAUUGAGAUACAGCCCACGAGCUGUCGAUUCCGGGCGGGAGAGCGACUUAGCCUCGUAGUCUCUGGACACGACUACGGCAAGUACCCGCCAGGUGCUCCUAUCCCCAGGCAUAAUUCCACAAUUAACAAAGGACGCCAUGUCAUCCAUUUUGGCGGGAGAUACGACUCGCAUCUGUUGUUGCCCGUUAUACCACCGGUCAAGGAAGCGUAUAGCCAAAAGAGGCCCCUCGUCAAGAUGACCAUUGCCUGUAGACGGAUCCCCGGUUGGGCGGAAGACAAGUUUCUUGAGGAAUACACAAACGUCCAUGCUGCAAUGACGAAGCAUAUCUCCGACGUGGUUCCCAUCCUCCGGAACUAUACUCAGGCUGUUGCACUCCCUCAUUCCAGUAUUCCAGGCGUUCCGAACGGGGGUCUGGAGCCUUGGGACGCGGUGACGACCCUAGGGUGGACGUCAUUGAAAGGUCUCUGGGGCUCAUUCCAAGCUCCCGAGUACAAAGCUUCUGCUGGUAAACACGAAUUCGCAGACAUUUCAGCACAGAAAGGCAUCCUCAGUCAAAGUUUUGCGGAGAGUCUGUUUGACCCCAUCCUCUUUGAGAAGCGUAAAAUCAAAGCAGCAUUGCUGCUGAUCUUCCUAGCAAAGUCUCAAGACGCAACCUACAUCGAAAACGACCUUACUAGUCGAGCAGCGUCCAUCACAGAACUCGGAGCCGGUACAUCUUUGAUGAGAUAUGUCCUCAACCGGGAAGUAACCCCCGAGGAUACUACCAGUUUCUUCGCCGGAACGCCUUUUGCCACUUCCGACUGGCACACGAUGGCGGCUUUCGAGCAGUACUGGUUCCCAGACCGAGCCUCCGCGGCAAAGUUCCUAAGCGAGAAGAACAAGCUUGAAACUCUUUUCAAGAAGUUGCCAAAGUCUUUUGACGCAGAUAAGUCUUUUGCGGUGAUCGGAGAUGAGAAUAUCGUGGUCAAGAAGGAUUUGGAGUUCUAG
Molecule: messenger RNA, 3390 nt
Organism: Colletotrichum tamarilloi
Lineage: Eukaryota; Fungi; Ascomycota; Sordariomycetes; Glomerellales; Glomerellaceae
Product: CocE/NonD family Hydrolase
Exons: 8
Coding region: 1-3390 (1129 amino acids)
Molecular function (GO): dipeptidyl-peptidase activity; protein binding; oxidoreductase activity
Source: RefSeq, a predicted model, not a curated record